AUGGAUGUUUCGUAUGAUUUUCAUGUUCGCACUUCAACGCUGUCACCCGUGUUCUCCAAUCUUGCCAGUGCUCACAUUCGGCAAUUGGAGGGCGAACUGCGCGACAUCUUUGAGCACUGCUGCGCCAAGGGAGAACCUCAGGAAGAGAAGGAGACCAAGCCUGAGAAGCCUUUGCCUGCGAAGGGAGGGUCUGCUGCCACCUCCCAGCCUAAGAGCCCACCAACUGCCGAAGUUUCCAUCCUUCAGUUGACUGCCAAAGCCAAACCACCUGAACUUCCUGCCCGAGCCACUUCUUCGAAAGCCAAAGUUGAGCCUCUGAGUGAUCCGGACAACUUAGUGGAUGCGGCAGAGAUCGUCGAGGACUCCAAGCCUGCUCCUGCAUCUUCAUCCAAGAAGCACCGCCGGGACGAGAAGUCCCCCUCAAGAAGGCAGAGGAGAAGCCGCUCCAGACGGGACGGUAAAAACAAGCGCCGAAGCAGAUCCCGGAGUCGCCACCGCGGAGGAGAGAAGGGAGGCAGCCGAUCUCCCAAAGCUGAAGGUGUGCGUGAGAAGAAGACACGCUCCAGCCGAGUGAGGUCCACUCACACACCUCCGAGGCCGCCCCCAUUCCGACCGCCCCCAGGUCACUCUCAGCCCCAAGGAAGAGGCCUCCCUGCUGUGAGAGUGGCGCUGGGACGUCCGGCACGUGCCGAUGCAGGAGGAGGAGCCGAGGCCGCAGUGAAGACGCUUGGAAGCCUAGAGAUGGCGGAGCUGAGCCGUCUUAAAGUGGUGUUGCUCAAGAAGGCAAGGUACUAUCACCGGGACAUCGACUUGGUGGCGCAAGUGGUCUCCCUGAAGGCGACGGACGGGGAGGUCUACUUAGAGACUUUGGUGCAUGGCAAGGAGUUCGAGGAAGUUUCAAAAGAAAAGGAGCCCUGGUUCACGAACCUUGAAAAGGCUGGAGGUGAUGCCAGAGAAGAAGCUGCUCAAGAGGAUGAACUGCAGGCUUUACGGCGGAGGGCAGAGGCCCAUCCAGAGGGCAAAGCUAAGGGAGAGGAGGAGUCUCCCAAGAGAAAGAAAAAGAAGAAGGAGAAGUCCAAGAAGGAGCAGAAGGUAAAGGGAGCAGAAGUUGAAAGAGCUCGCAAGAGAUAUCAACCGUCAAGUGACGUGGAAGAAGGAGGACCCGGGCAGAAAGAGCCUGGUGCACUCUUCUCAGGUACCGCUUUGGACCCCAGCCCGAAAGUGAGGGCAAAGGUGCUGAAGAAGGCACGUCGCCUUGGGCGCAAGAAGAAGAAGAAACAAGGCUCGAGCAGUUCUAGCGGGUCCUCUGGGAGCUCUUCAUCCUCGAGCUCAACAUCGCUGGAUGCUGCAGGAUCUCUCUUCAGCACAGAGAAGCGGAUGAAAAUCAUCUACAGGAAGUACCCUGGGGCGUUGGCGGCUAGUGCCAUGGCAGAGGCCAGAGAGCACUUGAUGACCACGAGCGGUACGCUUUGGGAUGUCAGCCGCCGUGAGUUGCCGCCGUUGAAAUCCUUAGAGACCAUCUCCAAGGGGACGCACUGGUCGAUUGGGCGGCAGCUUGAGCUGGUGCGAGCUGAGGCCACUGGCAUAACAGAUGAGUCGGAGGGCCUUCAAGCAGCGCGCCAAGCUAGAGAAGAGGAUGCAGAGCAGAAGAGGAGUGAUGGUGAGGCAGAGGCAGGUUUUGACGUUGGCAGAGGAGCGGAAAUUUGGCAGAGGCAGAUCGAUGAGGCAAGCAGUUUCACACCAGAAGUCAUUGAGGAGCUCAUUACAGGAGCUUCGCAAGCGGCUGCACUGGCUGAAGGGAGGGCUGGCGAGGCAACAGGAGCCCCCUCCCAAAAGUUUCACUCUUCAAUUAAGGCAGCGAUGUCUGCCUGGCACGACACGCCUGGCGAGCAGAAGUGCGUAGGCGAUCUGGGGGACGUCAUGAGCCGUGUCAUCUACUUAACUCAGGAUCUAAGUGUGCUAUGCAGGCCCCAGCCCAUGGCAGGUAAGACGGACAUUUUCCCCUUACCAGCUUAUGACCGGCGAGAUGACGUCUCUGGACCUAUGAUUUUCUUGAAGGCCCUGAUUUUUGGGCUCAACAGCCUGUCAGGGCAUGCAGUUUCUCCAGCAGGUAAAGCGAACAAGGGAGCUUCCUUGGUGCUGAAAAGAUUGGCUGCGCUGGUCUCAAGUUCCAACCUGUUGCGAGUGGUAGAAAGCUACUUCCCAGACACCUGGUACGUGGAGCUUGUGACGGAG
Messenger RNA from Cladocopium goreaui, 2235 nucleotides. The record is from the annotation of a GenBank genome assembly. NCBI's taxonomy places the organism in Eukaryota, Dinophyceae, Suessiales, Symbiodiniaceae.